GACAGGCUGUGGGCUGUUCUGGGGUUGCCUUGCCCCUGGAGGGGAGUGGGGAGGUGGUGAGGUGCACACUGGACCUUCUAGGAGCAGGGCAUCAGGGCAGGAGAGAAUGUGUACAUUAGCAAUUAAGGAACUAAUUAGGGGACAGGGUGAGGCAUGGGAGCAACUGGUCUGUGAGUUAAAAACAAAUUCAAAAUAAAAAGUUACUUAAGAACAGGCCAGUUCUUUGCUCCUGGCACGGCUGCCAUCUCGGCCGUGAGUCAGAUGCCUUCCGUGUGUGAGCACGUUGCUCAGUGCCUCCUCUUCCUUCGGCUCCGUCCGUCCUUGUGUUGAGAACGCCGUGACGUCUCUCUCCUUCGCUGCCACCCGUCUGGCUGAGGCCUGCUCUCUGGCGGAGCGCCGCGUCAGCCCUGCUCCUCGGGAGUGCCUGGGGGCCUAGUCCUGUGGAUGCCCGGGCGCGUUUCACAUCAGCUUGGGGGCUCUCUGAGAUGGAGCUGAGGCCUGGAUUGGGACUGAGCUGCUCUGGGGAGCCUGCGGAGAGCGGACAUCUGCACAGCACCGCGUCCUCGGGGGCCCGGCAUGUUAUGUGCCAGGGCAGGUCUGGCAGAACACUGCUGCACCACCGGCUCCUGGACGCCAGGCCUUAUGAGGGUUCUCCCAUCUCCCGCCACUGUCCUUUCUGCUCCAGGCUCCACCCACUUGUCCCAUGUCCUCAGUCCCCUCUGCUCUGUGACCAGUUCCCUUUCCCUGUUUCUCAUGGCCUCCACCCUUGGGGAGAGGGCUGGCCAGGAGUUUUGUAGAAUGCCCCUCAUGAGGGUUUGCCUCGUGCUUUCUCAGGAGUAGAUGGGGUGGGGGGCUUUUGGAAGGAGACCCGCAGAGUCAAAGUGCCCUUCUCGUCCAGAAGUCCGUGACAUCCAUGGGACUCGUCUCUGCCAGGGCCGGGACCUGAAGCUGUGCCUAUGGGACCUGGCAGAGGGCAGAAAUGCUGUGGUGGAUUCCGUGCGCCUGGAGAGCAUCGGCUUCUGCAGGGGCUCUGUCCUGGCGAGGGGCCAUCAGCACUGGACGCUGGCUGUGCCAGGGAGAGGCAGUGAUGAGAUUCAGAUUCUGGAGAUGCCAUCCAAGACGUCAGUGUGCACCCUAAAGCCGGAGGCAGAUGCCAAGCCGGGCAUGCCCAUGUGCCUGGAGCUGUGGCAGGCCGACUCCAGCCCCCGCCCGCUCCUCCUGGCUGGCUAUGAGGAUGGAUCGGUGGCCCUGUGGGACGUUUCCGAGCGGAAGGUGUGCAGCCGCAUUGCCUGCCACACAGAGCCCGUCAUGGCCCUUGACUUUGACUCCCAGAAGGCCAGGGGCGUCUCAGGCUCCGCAGAGAAAGCGCUGGCUGUCUGGAGCCUGGAUGAGCAGCAGGCCCUGCAGGCACUCAGGACUCAGGAACUCACCAACCCUGGAAUCGCUGAUGUCAAGAUCCGGCCAGACCGCAAGAUCCUGGCCACCGCAGGCUGGGACCAUCGCAUUCGUGUGUUUCACUGGUGGACAAUGAAGCCCCUGGCUGUGCUGGCCUUCCACAGCGCUACCGUCCACUGUGUGGCCUUCGCCACUGACGGCUUGAUGGCUGCGGGAUCCAGGGAUCAACGCAUCAGUGUCUGGUCACUCUACCCACGCACGUGACUUGCCCACUCCCUUGUCAGGAUGUGUGGAGGGCAGGGAAGUGGCCGCCCGCACUCCAGCCUGACCCAGGUGUGUGGAAACCAUAUGUGGGGACCCUGAGGAUGGCAAGUCGCGGGUUCUCUUCCAGUUACGAGAAGAGCCCAGUCCAUGGAGUCCUUGCUUUCUGCACGAGCCUUGUGUUUCCUUUCAUGAAAUACAGCAUCUGUACAACUGGC
Equus quagga is the source of this 1874-nucleotide messenger RNA. It is a transcript of the gene GNB1L, whose product is annotated as G protein subunit beta 1 like. Gene Ontology annotation, molecular function: protein binding. Bases 841 to 1659 code for a protein of 272 amino acids. Lineage: Eukaryota; Metazoa; Chordata; Mammalia; Perissodactyla; Equidae. The transcript is spliced from 5 exons. The record is from RefSeq and is a predicted model, not a curated record.